Leguminivora glycinivorella is the source of this 860-nucleotide messenger RNA. RefSeq lists its product as uncharacterized. The transcript is spliced from 6 exons. The record is from RefSeq and is a predicted model, not a curated record. Bases 144 to 632 code for a protein of 162 amino acids. NCBI's taxonomy places the organism in Eukaryota, Metazoa, Arthropoda, Insecta, Lepidoptera, Tortricidae.
UCUACUUGAAAAAGUCGUUGUUUAAAUUCUUGUAAAAAUUUGGUUUCUUCCUCGGAAUUAUGAUGUGAUAAAUAUUAAAUCUCUGUGAUGCGUAGGUGUAAGCAACAGUUUAAAAAUUAAAAAAUGGGAAAACGCAGUUUGAAAUGUUACCACGCAUUGGUCGAUAUGACCACCAGGCUGUGAAUAAGAGACUUCUCGACUCGUUGUUUACCGCCUCGAAGCUCUUCCACACUGCUGCUAUAAUGUGCGACGAUUUCGAUCACCACUCUUUGCAGAGAGACUUGCUUGGACACGGUUUUAACGUAAGAGCAGCGACGCCUACGUCCAGCAUGUUUGAAAAUAUAGACCCCAAAAAUGCGCUAGAAACCUUCAGCACAUGGCUAAGGGCGCACGAAGAUGCUCAGGUCAGUAUGGUGAUGCUGGCAAGUGUGAUUGUAGUGAUCGGGAUCUGGUGGUUUGUGCGGACUGUUCUGUCGUUGAUCAUCAAUCUGAUCUGUCCACUUUUAGUGGUGGCCUUGGCUGUGAUUACUGUACCGCAAUUGCGAAGGCCACUCAUGGGUGAGAAUUAUCCGCUGCUCGCUAAACUCCUAAGGAACAUCUUGCUGAAGUUGGCCGAGAACAUAAGAACCUGACAGCUAUCCAGGGCAUAUAAUUGGCAGCUAUCCUGACACUAAUUGGCUUGUAAUUAAGUCCUGGAUCUGAAAAACUCUUCUGUUUACUGAAUUUAUAACAAUAAAUUUCAAUAAAUAUGACGAAUUCACACAGUCCUCAGUCGACACUGGAAUAUGUAAGUGCUUGUAAUUUGUAAAAGUGCGUAAAUAAUAUAAAAAUCGCAAUGCAAUAAAAUACUGAAAAUCAGA